CGCAUCCGCUCCAUAAUAAGUUAAUAACAACAGUUCGGUUAAAGAAUCUGCAGCUGUUAGAAAGUACAGUACCGAAUAUCUGAAAUUCAUUAUGUUAUAUUUAUGUAUGUCAGUAUGUGAACAGUGAAUACGGUGCAAUCUAGAAGGUCGCCCACGAAACGAUGCUGUACGUCGAAGCAAUCUGCACACAGUUCGGCCGCGGUCAAGUUGGAACAGUUCACUAAAAAAUCUCUCUAUUGGGAAUUACGACAAAUUUCUUUAUAACAUCCAACAAUCCGGCAGAGUGUGGAGUGUAUUUUUUUGGCAAACAGUUUUUUUCUGGUUGUUGGAUAUGGAGAGCGGUGUGUCAGGCUGUCAGUCAGCCGAGAAGCUGCUGGUGGAUGUACGGGAUUGUCGGCCGCUGAUACACGAGUGCAUCUACAAAGGUCGCUACUAUCUCGCCAUGACGAUGGUCGAAGCUCUGCUGGACAGUUAUCAAAUGGACCCAGAUCUAACUCAAGAUAACUGGCUAUGGCGGAUGCUACUGAUCGUGCUGGUAAAUGUUAAGGAGAAGGACACCGACCGCUGCUACCGUAUCUUGCGAUCCGUCGUAGAUGCUGGGAAAGCGAGAGAACACGGGCGCGAGGAGCAGCUAAUCGCCUGCUACUUUGUUUUAAGGAAUUUCGGGCGGGAAAAAGUUGCGUUGAAAUUGUUAAACGAGCGCCAGGCAGCGAUCGCUGUGCCCAGCGUCCUUCCCAGCGAGGCACCCGAUAUAUGCACGCGCCUCAGCGUUGAAUGGCGUGCCCGCCUGCAGAUGCUGCGCGUCAUGUCCAACUGUUGGAGGGCGCCGGAGGAGCCGGAUGCGGAUGCCGGUUUGGAGUUGUACCUGCCACCCGGGGCGGACAGUCCCGAGGACAUCCACCUGCCGGCACUGGCCACCGACGGCACCGUGCCGGGUCUGUCGGACUUCUUGAACAUGUCCGCCAGCCGCUUACGGGAGCUGGAUAUGUCCGCCAUGACGGAGAUGUUCGCCUGCUUCAUCCAGGCCACCGAUGUGGACGACCAAUUUGUCGUGUUCUUGUCCCAGAUUCUGCAAAUGGCCGACAAAAUUGAGACGCUGCUGACUGUUCUGUCGAGGUAUGCCGAGCGACAUCCCGACCUGCCAUGGGCGGCAGCCCACUUGGUGGAGGUGUAUGUGCACUAUUUCCCCCGGGACGUCCAGCGAAGAUGGCCGCACGUGACCCGCCUGGCACAGCUCGAUCCUUUCGGUCGCAGCGUCAACCUGUACUGCUGGGAUUUUCACUACAUGGGUAAAUAUGACACCGGCUACGACACGGAGGCCUUGGAAAUCCUGUGCAAUGCCCUGUGUCAGGAGCAUUACCGCUUUUCCCACCGGUGCUGGAAAGUCUUGGCAAGGAUUCUGCGCCGCGCUGAUUUGUCGAACGAAGAGUUGAAGGAUGCUUUGUGCGACGCCAUGAUGGACGCCGAGGAUUGGUGGACGCAGUACCACUUCCAGUCGGUCACAGUGCCCCGAGCACUGCAGUUGCCCGCCAAAAUUAAACAGCGAGUGCUGCUGUACAAAACGGAAGUUUGCAUUGCCUUAAUAGGAAAAGGAUCGGAAUUCGAAAGAGCUGCUGUGGAGCGUUUGAACGCGACGAGGGUAGCCCAGCUGAACAGUCAUCGCGAAAAGCUGCGCCAUUGCCACGACGGGGUCAGCCGGCGGCUCAGGGAGAGAACGAAGGAGCGUAAUCUGGCCAAUCUGGUCAAACCAGUCAAAUUCCCCGGGCCGGACGAAGACGAAUCAGGGGCUGAGCCGAAGCUGGACGACACUCUUCCGCCGAGCACCAGCCAGUACAAGAUGAUCCGUCCGGAAGCGGCACAACCAGCGAGCUCUACUCGGAAAAGAGGAAGACCUGCCUCACAGACUCUGUCUGCGCGCAAAAGACGUUGAUUCCGCGGAGGUGGGCAUGAGUUUUAC
Paramacrobiotus metropolitanus is the source of this 1957-nucleotide messenger RNA. RefSeq lists its product as uncharacterized. The record is from RefSeq and is a predicted model, not a curated record. The transcript has 9 exons. NCBI's taxonomy places the organism in Eukaryota, Metazoa, Tardigrada, Eutardigrada, Parachela, Macrobiotidae. Gene Ontology annotation, biological process: transcription by RNA polymerase I. The coding region runs from base 332 to 1930 and encodes 532 amino acids. Gene Ontology annotation, cellular component: RNA polymerase I transcription regulator complex.